Molecule: messenger RNA, 1289 nt
Organism: Ipomoea nil (Japanese morning glory)
Lineage: Eukaryota; Viridiplantae; Streptophyta; Magnoliopsida; Solanales; Convolvulaceae
Product: fe(2+) transport protein 1-like
Exons: 3
Coding region: 1-1095 (364 amino acids)
Biological process (GO): zinc ion transmembrane transport
Cellular component (GO): plasma membrane
Molecular function (GO): zinc ion transmembrane transporter activity
Source: RefSeq, a predicted model, not a curated record
AUGGAGAACAGUAGAAGAUCGUCGCUAAAGCUCUUGUUCUUCGUCACCAUCUUCAUCCUUCUCACCCCUCAAGCCCUAUCGGAAUCCGACGAAUGCGCGGCGGAGGCGAACAACUCAUGCAACAACAAGACGAAAGCGCUGAAGCUGAAAAUCAUAGCCAUUGUGUCGAUUCUGAUCACGAGCAUGAUCGGAGUUUGCCUGCCGCUGGUGACCAAGUCGGUGCCGGCUCUCAGCCCUGACCGGAGCCUUUUCGUGAUCGUGAAGGCGUUCGCGUCGGGGAUCAUCCUCGCCACCGGCUUCAUGCACGUGCUCCCCGACUCCUUCGAUAUGUUGUCCUCCGCCUGCUUGAAGGAUAACCCGUGGCACAAGUUUCCGUUCACUGGAUUCGUCGCAAUGCUGUCGGCUAUUGUGACGCUGGCUAUUGACUCAAUGGCGACUAGUUUCUACGCCAAGAAGCAUAGCGCCGGAGCCGGCGGCCAUGUUGUGCCAGAAGGGGAUCGUGAGAUGGGAGUAGUGGCAGUAAGCGGCGGCGAGAAUAAUAAUUUUCAGUUUCACGGCCACCACCAUGGAUCUGUCGCCUUCGGUAAAGACGAUGGAGAUGAUGGAUCUAUGCUUCUACGCAAGCGCGUGAUUGCCAUGGUGCUAGAGCUUGGAAUCAUUGUUCAUUCAGUAGUGAUAGGGCUUGGGCUUGGAGCAUCAAACAACACUUGCACCAUUAAAGGACUUGUGGCUGCCCUUUGCUUCCAUCAAAUGUUUGAAGGAAUGGGUCUUGGAGGCUGCAUCCUGCAGGCUGAGUACAAAUUGGUGAAGAAGGUGGUGAUGGCAUUUUUCUUCUCAGUGACAACUCCUUUUGGAAUUGCACUUGGCAUAGCACUGUCAAGCACAUACAGAGAAAACAGCCCACGCGCUCUCAUCACCGUGGGGCUGCUCAAUGCUUCAUCCGCUGGGCUUCUCAUCUACAUGGCUUUAGUGGAUCUUCUUGCUGCAGAUUUCAUGGGCCCAAAGAUGCAGGGAAGCAUCAAGUUGCAGUUCAAAUCUCUUGCUGCUGUACUUUUGGGUGCUGGCGGGAUGUCUCUCAUGGCAAAGUGGGCUUAAUUCAUAAUAUAUAAUUAAUUAAUGUUACGUUGUCUGAUCUGCAUAAGUGAAAUAAAGUGAUGGUUAGCUAGUUUUGUUACAAAUUAAAGUAUGUAGCUUCCUUCACAUUAUAUGUUCUACUUCCAAUUUUCAAUCAUCAACAUGUAUGGUGCUUCUGCCAUCAAUGAUCAAUGUGAUUUGUUUCUAUUGUUAUA